AUGAUCAGAUCAAUUGCCAGAGCGUCCAUUGGUCGGCUCAGAUGGAACUCUACAGCCGCUGGAUCUCCAGCCAACAACGCCACCGGCGUGGUAUUCAUGAAUAUGGGAGGUCCAAAUAAGUCCAAUGAAACCAAUGACUUCCUCCAGCGUUUGUUCUCGGACAAGGAUCUUAUUCCACUUGGACCAUUCCAGAACAUCAUGGGUAAGGUGAUUGCCAAAAUGAGAACCAAGAGCAUUGAAGAAAAGUACGACGAGAUCGGAGGCGGAUCUCCUAUCAGAUACUGGUCAGAGUACCAGUGUGAGAGAGUCUGCAAAAGAUUAGACGAGAUUCUGCCCGAGCUGGCUCCACAUAAACCGUAUGUUGCCUUCAGAUAUGCCAAACCAUUGACUGAAGAUAUGCUAGUGAAGAUGAAAGAAGAUGGUGUCACCAAGGCUGUGGCCUUCUCUCAGUACCCACAAUGGUCGAGCUCCACGUCUGCCUCGUCAAUGCACGAAUUGUUCCGUCAACAGAAGGUUUACGAUCCUGAGAAGACUAUCAAGUGGACUUUCUUGGACAGAUGGCCAAAGGCCGAGUGUUUGGUCAGCCCGUUCGCCAGAUUCAUCAACGAUAAGCUCCAGGAGUUCCCUGCUGAAGAUAGAGACAAGGUUAUCAUUUUGUUUUCUGCUCACUCGUUACCUAUGGAGAUUGUUAACCGUGGUGAUUCAUACCCUGCCGAAGUUGCUGCGUCUGUCUAUGCUGUGAUGGAGAGAUUGAAGUUCAAGAACCCUUACCGCUUGGUCUGGCAAUCGAAAGUGGGCCCUAAGCCUUGGUUGGGCGCUCAGACAACGAGUAUAGUGGAAAAGUUGGAGCUCCAGGAUGAAGUCAAGGGCCUCAUUUUGGUUCCUAUUGCAUUUACCUCGGACCACAUCGAAACUUUGCAUGAGUUGGACAUUGAGCUUAUGGAGGAUGCUAAAAACCCUAAAAUCAUCAAGCGUGCUUCUUCGUUUAACGACGAUGAAGAGUUUAUCUCCGGUUUGGCUGACUUGGUCAAGGAACAUAUCGAGUCUGGUCGCCCUUACUCAAAACAAUUAGAGGUGGACUGGUUGUUGUCUAAGAAGUACACCACAGACACUUUCAAGCAUCCAAGUGAGUUGUUCACUAAAUUCUAG
Messenger RNA from Candidozyma haemuli, 1149 nucleotides. RefSeq names its product ferrochelatase (gene HEM15). NCBI's taxonomy places the organism in Eukaryota, Fungi, Ascomycota, Pichiomycetes, Serinales, Metschnikowiaceae. The transcript has a single exon. Gene Ontology annotation, biological process: heme biosynthetic process. The coding region runs from base 1 to 1149 and encodes 382 amino acids. Gene Ontology annotation, molecular function: protoporphyrin ferrochelatase activity. The record is from RefSeq and is a predicted model, not a curated record.